Molecule: messenger RNA, 3476 nt
Organism: Oryzias latipes (Japanese medaka)
Lineage: Eukaryota; Metazoa; Chordata; Actinopteri; Beloniformes; Adrianichthyidae
Gene: p4htma
Product: prolyl 4-hydroxylase, transmembrane a
Biological process (GO): peptidyl-proline hydroxylation to 4-hydroxy-L-proline
Cellular component (GO): endoplasmic reticulum
Molecular function (GO): L-ascorbic acid binding; iron ion binding; procollagen-proline 4-dioxygenase activity
Source: RefSeq, a predicted model, not a curated record
UUGUUAGGCAGGUUGUCAGGGGCAUCACAUCAGCUAGUGAGCUAGCAAAGGAUUAAUGAAGUUUAGGUAACGACGACUCAAGUAUUUACUGAGGAAAAACAGCUGCCAUUACCCUUGUUUUUUGCUCGUAGCGGUACUGUCUGUCUACGUAGUAUCAGCGUUAAGUAACGUCAGCUUCACUUUGUUUAGAAAUACAGGUUUUGCUCUUGAAUUUGCUUCGUAGACAGUUAGCUACUGGCUAUCUUAUCUGUAUGACGUUUCUUUGAAAUUGAACAGUCUCACGGUCCCUUGUGACAUUCUGUAGGUCUACUCCUGGCGGUUGUGUGGUGGGAACAUGGAAGACGCAGCGGAACGUUUUAUGGAGCAGGACGAAUUUGACAGUAGCGAGAUUACUUCACCACUGCCAUUUCGCCCACCCUGUCGGUCCACCACCCGACUGCAGAUCCAGAGAAGCAAUGUGUGCUCUCGGGCUUAUUUCGUUGUGGUUAUGGUGUUCUUCCAUGUUUACAUCCUGAAUAUCAUCGCGCUGCUUCUCUACGUGCACUAUAACAACGGGCUUGGAGAUUUAGACAGUGGUAAUGUUGGAAGCCCAUCAGCACCUGUCGGCGGCAGCCGCUUACCCCAGCCUGCCCCGCCAACAGACUUACAUGAUGUGGAGGACUACAGUCAUAGCUUCAGUCUGCCUCGGAUUGAAGGCAUUCGGGUUGGACACAUUCAAAGACUUUCACUUGUACAAGACAGAACACAUGAGAUGAAGACCCUGAGUUUGAAACCUCUGCUUUUUGAAAUCUCAGGCUUCCUGUCAGAAGAAGAGUGUCGGGUGGUGGUACAGCUGGCUCAACUUAAGGGACUCACUGACAGUCAAACAGCAUUUGGCCGAGGGCAAGAGGACUCCAUGCAGCCACUGCUUUCUCUGAGUACAGAGGAGGUCUUCAGUCUACUGGACCUGAAUCAGGACGGGCUUCUUCAGAAGCAGGAGAUUGUGAGUCAUACCCGUUCUCAAGAUGGAACUUGGUUGAGCCCAGUCAACCUGCGGCAAAUCCUGACUGGUCUGGAAUCCCACCCCACAGGGACGCUAUCACUGGGAGAUUUUAAGCAGGUUUUUGAUGUGUCCCAGCAUUCAGGACAACACCAGAGUGGGAAGCUCCAUAACAAUUUUAAACACAGAAACAAACAUACCUGGCUGUAUCAAGGCCCAGGCUCCCACCAUGUGCUGCAAACACUCAGGAACAGAAUAAUCAGUUUGACGCGUUUGCCCUCUCCGCUGGUGGAACUGAGCGAACCACUGCAGGUGGUUCGUUAUGAAUACAGAGACUUCAGCGAUGCUCACUAUGACAGCAGCCCCUCCCGCUCAGAGACCACAUGCUCACACACACGCCUGACAGGAAAUUCAUCUGCUCUCACUGAAGUCUCUUGCAGGUAUCUAACUGUCUUGAUCCACCUCAGCUCUGUGGAGGAUGGUGGUGAAAGCACCUUCCCUGUUGCUGAUAACCGCACCUAUGAUGAAAAAGCAUUGCUCCAGGGUGAAGUUGAUUUGACCGAUACUCAGCAGACGUGUGGCAAAAGCAAUCUGAAAGUAAAACCCACUACUGGAACAGCUCUUCUCUGGUAUAACCAUCUCUCUGAUGGUGAAGGUUGGAUGGGUGAAUUGGAUGAGUAUUCCUUACAUGGUGAGUGCCCAGUCAAGAAAGGAGUGAAGUGGCUGGCUAACAGCUGGAUAAAUGUGGAUCCAGAUCACCAGCAGCAGGAAAGCUACCAAAGACUUGUAGCUCAAAAGCAUCGCACCAAAUCUGGCUUGGAAGAAUACUACCAGUCUGUUUCACACAGUGACUUCCAUCAAGAUCUAUAGCCAGACCUUUUAGUGUGUUUGUUCACAUGCUUUUAGCUAGUCAAGUUACGAUCCUGGAUUGGCUAAAUGUCAUAUCAACAGAAACCCUGUUACUCCUGUGCAUGGAAACCCUUUUAUGAUAUCUCUUCCUCUUUUAAGCGCAUGCAAAUUCACGCAUUGAUGCUGUAUUUCGAAAUCUUACUCCAGUGAGUGAAUCUAUUGACAUUUCUUAUGUUUCAGAGGACAUGACUGAAAUACAAAUUGCACAAAACAGUGUUACAUAUCAUCUCUUUUAGGUUUAGCUUUUCAUUAUUUAUUGUAAAAUAGUAUAAAAGGAGCAGUUUUCUUACAAAAAUGUAAAAAAUAAGAAAAAAUUGAUAACAUUUUUUAAAUUUAAAGUUAAUGUUGUCUGAAACUGAGCUUUAUGAAUGUAUGGCAGACAAAGAGCAAUAUGAACUCCAUCAUUUGAAUUGUUAGUGCUGCUAUGUCAUGGAGUUUCUCUGCUUAUCUGCCUUCUUUAUACACUGAUUGGGAUUUAUAUGGUAGUUGUUGACAGAUGAAGGGUACAAAACCUAUUAUCUCUUCAUUGUCAGAAGAUACAUUUAACAAGUCAUGAAUGAUUUUCAUCGAAACUUGUUUUACAAGCAGAAAACGAAACUCACAAUUGGAUCAUGGAUGGGCCAACGUUCACUAAUACAUGAGGCAAGCCUUUCUUUUGGUUCUGUCCAACAAACAAGUUAUUGUAGUUGAAAUUUUGGGAAGAAGUUAAUGUCGGCUCAAAUAUAUCUGAUCCAAAAUUAACCAUUUUUAUGAAUGCUUUGGCAUGGUGGCAUUCCAGUCCCUUUUUUUGUUUUUGUUUUUUUGCAUCAAAUGAAGGUUGUUUGAUUCUGCUGCCAUUCAAAUGCGGCACUUUGAGUCUGGCUUUUUUUUUGCAUGUGACUUAGGUUUGAAUCACCCUUCAGACAAUUGUUGCUGACCACAGAAACCCUUUCAUAGAAUGUUAUUAGUUGUGACUGUUUUGCAGCUGGAUAAUAUGCUCUUCCACAAAGCACAAUUGAUCUGUAAUGGUUUUGGGAGCACAGCAAAGAUGUGAAGGUUUGACUUGGCCUUCAGGCCAAAGAAGCAUUUGCAAAAUCCUUGGAGACCUGAAGUUUUACAUCUAAAAGACCCAAAAGAUGAGCUGUAAAGAUAUGAUACAAGACACCACAGCACAGCUACAGUGUUCUUUGUUUAUUUUUCUUUAUUUUUAAUCCUGUGUUCCAAACUAUGUCAUAUUAGUCACCUGUGAAAGUUAUGUAAAACCUAACCUCUGUUUUUGGUUGUGUUGUUAUUAAGCUUUUUUUUCUGUGUUAUUUAUUAAGUAGUUCAUUUUUUGCAAUGCAGAAGUCGGGGCAGUUAGAGUCAGAGAUAAUUAUACAAAGCCACCUCUUGGAAUUAAAUGCAAUAUUUAUACUAUUUUCAAUAUCGUCUUUCACAUGAGAAUGUUUAUUGUCUGAGAAUAUUUGUGUGCUAUUUAUUUGGUAUAUAUUUGGUGAUUUAACCUAAUAUGUCUAUUUAUAACUGCUUGAUGUUGCACUGAAUCUUUUAUGUGUGGUUGUACUUGUUAUAUGUCAUGAAAUAAUGUAUAAAGAUAUAUUUUAAUAGUUGA